UAUUAUUAUUUUGUCAUCAUAUGAAUAGUGAAUGGAAAAUGCUUUAUCUUUAGCUUAGCUUCAAAGGAAGAAAGCAAAUGGCAAUGGCAAUGGCAAUGGCAAUGAAUAAAGCUACCCUUCACUUGUUCUCAUUUUAUGUCUUCCUCACAUUAUCAUUAUCAUUAUUGCUUAGUCCCACUCCCUCAUUUGCUGCCAAAAAGUCUUUUGUGGUGUACUUAGGAUCUCAUUCCCAUGGAGAUCAAGCUCUGACCUCCAUUGAUUAUGACAAAGUUGCAGACUCCCAUUAUCAGUUUCUUGGAUCCUUCUUGGGAAGCUCUGAGAGAGCCAAAGAUGCAAUCUUCUAUUCCUACACCAGACAUAUUAAUGGGUUUGCUGCAAUUCUUGAAGAUGAUGAAGCUGUUCAAAUAUCCAGGCAUCCCAAGGUUGUGUCUGUGUUCGAGAACCAGGGAAGAAAAUUGCACACGACGAGGUCUUGGGAUUUUCUGGGGCUGGAGAGGAAUGGAGUAAUCCAUGGCAGCUCUCUGUGGAAGAAGUCCAGAUUUGGGGAAGACACCAUUAUUGGGAAUCUUGAUACUGGCGUAUGGCCGGAGUCAAAAAGCUUCAGUGACGAAGAAAUGGGACCCGUCCCGACAAAAUGGAAAGGCAUUUGCCAAAACGACUUGGAUCCUACCUUUCAUUGCAACAAGAAGCUUAUCGGAGCUCGAUACUUAAACAAGGGAUACCGAGCCGUCGUCGGGGAUCUAAAUUCGACAUCUUUCCACACGCCACGGGACACCGAAGGCCACGGGUCGCACACAUUGUCGACGGCGGGUGGGAAUUUUGUGCCCGGGGCAAAUGUCUUUGGGUUUGGGAAUGGAACGGCUAAAGGCGGAUCCCCGAGAUCCCGGGUGGCGGCCUACAAGGUGUGCUGGCCUCCCGUGAAUGGUAACGAGUGUUUCGAUGCCGACAUAUUGGCUGCCUUCGACUUAGCUAUCCAUGACGGCGUCGAUGUCCUCUCGGUUUCUCUUGGAGGAGAUUCCGCGCCGUUUUAUAAUGAUAGCGUUGCCAUCGGGUCGUUCCAUGCCGUGAAGCAUGGGAUCGUAGUUGUUUGUUCCGCCGGGAACUCGGGACCGGGAGAUGGUACCGUGUCGAAUGUCGCGCCUUGGCAAAUCACGGUCGGGGCGAGCACCAUUGACCGGCAAUUUCCGAGCAUCGUUGUGUUGAGAAACAAUGUUAACUUCAAGGGUGAAAGCCUUAGCGUGAAAGUGUUGUCGAAAGGGAAGUUCUUCGGCUUGGUAUCGGCUAGAGACGCCAAAGCCGCUAAUGCAUCAGCCGACGAAGCGGUACUUUGUAAGCCCGGAACUUUGGAUCCUAAGAAAGUGAAGGGGAAGAUCUUGGUGUGUCUUCGCGGGGACAAUGCAAGAGUCGACAAAGGCGAGCAGGCUGUGCUAGCCGGAGCCGUAGGAAUGGUCUUAGCCAACAACGAGGCAUCCGGGAACGAAAUCAUCGCAGAUCCUCACCUCCUCCCAGCGUCGCAUAUCAAUUACACCGAUGGAAUCGCUAUGUUUUCUUACAUCAACUCGACGAGGAAUCCAAUGGGCUACAUUACUCGACCGGAAACUCUCUUGGGCACAAAGCCGGCUCCAUUCAUGGCAGCAUUCUCGUCGAAAGGGCCUAACAAAGUUACUCCAGAAAUUCUCAAGCCCGAUAUCACAGCGCCGGGAGUGAGCAUUAUUGCAGCGUACACAGAAGCGCAAGGCCCGACAAAUCAAGACUUCGACCUACGCCGUGUCCACUUCAACUCGGUAUCCGGCACGUCGAUGUCUUGUCCACACGUCGCCGGUGUCGCCGCCCUCUUGAAAACCCUCCACCCGCAUUGGAGCCCCGCGGCUAUCAAGUCCGCGAUCGUCACAACGGCGAGGAAGCGCGACAACACGAUGAAGCCGUUGACAAACGCAUCCUACGCCAAAGCCACGCCGUUUAGCUACGGGGGAGGGCACGUGCAACCCAACCGUGCGAUGGACCCAGGCCUCGUCUACGACUUAACGUUGAUCGAUUAUUUGAGCUUCCUAUGCAACCUCGGCUACAACGACACGCAAAUCAAGCUUUUCACAAACGGGCCGUACUCGUGCCCGCACGAGCCCUUUAGUCUCGUCGACUUGAACUACCCGUCAAUCACGGUCCCGGACCUCAAUGGAACCGCAAUCGUGACGAGACGGGUUAAAGACGUGGGAUCGGCGCCGAGCACUUACAAGGCGCGUAUCCGUAGCCCGCCCGGGAUAUCGGUUUCGAUCGAGCCAAGCGAGCUCGAGUUUAAGGGUGUGGGAGAGGAGAAAGAGUUUAGGGUAAGUUUGAAGGCUAGACAUGGCGGGAGAAAGGAAGAGUAUGUGUUCGGAGAGUUGAGAUGGUCUGAUGGUAGACACUUCGUAAGAAGUCCAAUUGUUGUGAAACAAAUAGGGGGUUAAACACAGACUCAAUGUUUUUGUUUUGGAAUAUUCUUACGAACUUUUGUGUUAUUUGGACAACAGAUUUGGUUCACUUCAAAUUUGUGAUGGAAAUUGAAUUAGUGACAUCCAAAUUUGAGUAACUGUCUUUUUU
Andrographis paniculata is the source of this 2577-nucleotide messenger RNA. Its product is annotated as subtilisin-like protease SBT5.3. Gene Ontology annotation, biological process: proteolysis. The record is from RefSeq and is a predicted model, not a curated record. The transcript has 11 exons. The coding region runs from base 78 to 2444 and encodes 788 amino acids. NCBI's taxonomy places the organism in Eukaryota, Viridiplantae, Streptophyta, Magnoliopsida, Lamiales, Acanthaceae. Gene Ontology annotation, molecular function: serine-type endopeptidase activity.